Messenger RNA from Pan troglodytes (chimpanzee), 5152 nucleotides. RefSeq lists its product as uncharacterized. The record is from RefSeq and is a predicted model, not a curated record. Bases 181 to 516 code for a protein of 111 amino acids. NCBI's taxonomy places the organism in Eukaryota, Metazoa, Chordata, Mammalia, Primates, Hominidae. The transcript is spliced from 8 exons.
GGGGCGCGGCGUCGCUGGGGGCGCGGCGUCGCGGAGCUCGGGCCGGUGGAAGGUUUACCUGCUAGGCUCGUCCCACCUGUGUGGAGCUCCCAUCGCCCUCCAGCGUUGCGCAGCCUGAAGGGACAGGACGGACACGCGGGUGCCUCCUUCUAAUUCAUCUUCACCAUUGUGGUUGUCAAUAUGGCAUGCAGAAUUAUCCCUCUUUCCAGGUUUUCCCCAAGGACCCUGGACAAUGCUGGUUUUUCCUAUGUGCACCACCAAAGGGCCUAUCCAGCUUCUGGAGUCUACCUGGAUUCCUGGGCUCAUGGCCCCUUCCUCCAUCUUCAAACCAGCAAUGAUGGAGCUGAGCCUGACACUCUAACCGGUUCUCUGGGUGUAUUGCAAAGGUCUAAUAAAAGGCACCUUUGCCCGGUUGCUUCAAUUCUAGGAAGCUGUUCAAUGUUUGACUAUAUUUCUCCAUACUCAUUUGAAAACAGUUCAUCAGAUUGGAACGACCUGGAGCAGCCAGCAGAGUGACAAAUGAGGAAGAGGACAGAACCUAGCUGAAGAAGCUCUGGAAGAUACCAUUUGAAGUCUUGAGUGCUUGAACUCACAAAGAAAGCACGUAGGUUCCAGCAUCCAGCACCAUGGUCAAGACAGGCUCCUCGUGGUGACCUCCCAUCCCAUUGCUGGCUCUCUGCUCUUUACUGCAACCACAUGUCACUUGGAUACCCCAGAGAGUGGCAGGAAAGCAUCAACCAGGUAAGAUGUGGUCCCCAGACCCAUCACCUCUCACUAAGGAGAGGGAUACUGUUUAACCAUGACACUACUCUGAGACAAAAACCUAAAUUUUUACUCAUAAAAAAUCAGUUGUGAAUCAUCCCCCUGUGAUUUCAAUUCCUUGCAUGUCAGCUUAGGAGGGAUGCUUCUGGGUACUGGCUGAUUUUGCUCCUUGGCUACUUCUUUUCAGACAAUAAAGUCCUUGGUAGGGCAACCACCCCUAUCUCCUUCAGUAUGGACUCCUGUAUGUCCACUCUUACUGAAGGGACAAAUUGUGGAAAGGCAGGCCAUAAGCUCCCAGUUGAAAGCUCUCUCUUGAAGAGAGGUAACCAGCCUAUCAGCUGUGCAAGACAUUUUGUAAGCUUCAAAGGGCCAUCUCUUAUACAAUACCAGACACUUAGUAGAUGUCUUUUAAAAACCAUAUUAUUCCAGUAAAGAAUGAAUGAACAUUUGCCUUCUGGAAUCUGUGGCAUUGCAUCUGAGUGUAUUCUGGGAAAGAAAGCAAUUGUGCUUUGGAGCCCGGUCAAUCUGUUUCAGGGCACACAUUGCUAUACUGCCCAUAGAUAUAGAAUGUAACUUCUCUGAGCCUCAGUUUACUCAUUUUCUAUAUGAAAAAUAAUAAUACUGAACUUAAAGUAGGGGCUUGUAGCCUGGAGUCCAUGGAUCCUUAAGGGUACCUUAAGAUGCCCUUAAAAUUGAAUAUAAUUGUCUAUAUAAAUGAAUUUUUAUGAGGGAAAGAGUUUUAGAUUUCAUCAGAUUCGUUAACUAGGUCAGUAACUUCUUUAAAAAAAAAGAGAGAAAAAGAAACCACUGUGGCCUUAGAUAUUUUUGUGAAGAUGGAGAUAACAUAUGUAAAGUGCCUGAGAAAGCUAGAACGCACUGCAGCAGCUGCACAAUCAUCUGGCCUGUGCAGCGAGCUUUCUGAGCUUCGGAAUGGGUUAUUCCAACUUUUAUGAGUCUGCAACCUUCAAAAUACGCCCUUUGAGUGGCCAUCUAGGUCAUUCGAGGCAAAUUCCUCAUUCUCUUCUGGACCCAGUUUGUUGUCUAUAACAAAAAAGUUGUACCUGGUGUUCGCCCGAACCUUGCAGAUGUUAACAUUCUGACUCUGUGCUCCCCACCUUCGAUGAUAGGAAUAAAAUGCAGGUGAGCAUCAAUGUAUUUAGCUGUGUUUCAUUUUCCAGAGGGGUUAAGGAGAGUGGCCUCUGCUUUUUACUUCCAAGAGAACUUAAGUUGGUUACUGGAAGUCAACUUCAGUGCAAAGAAAGGUCUGGGAACAGGGUGUGGGGAGGGCAUUCUCAGGAUUGUGCAAGGAGCAAAGCAGACCAGGGCCUUUGGGUUUCUCCUUUGAAAAGAGGUGAUGGAGUCAAAAUCCCAGGUUUUGGAGGAGCAAAGCAGUUCGAAGGGGCGGAGUGCAGGUGGGUCACCACUUCUCUGCUUCUUCCAAUCUCUCAAUCAGCUGAAAAGGAAACUGAGAUAAACACUCAUGUUUGGAGGGCAAACCACCAAUUUGCAUAGAUUUAGGCAGGAAAGAGCCCUUUUGGCUCUCUUCCUCUUUGGCUUGCUUCCAAAGGCUCUUGAAGAGCUUCUCUCAUGUAGACCCCUAGGUUAGGGUAGACUUUUGAACCCACCCUCUGGUUGGCUUUGGGGGAAAGAAGACAGGAGUCUGAAACACCCCUCCCAUGCACUUCACAGUUAUACCAAAGACCUGGUGUGAGCAUUUGGAGCAAAUGCACUGAAAACCCACUCAUCCUUGGCUAGUUCUUAGAUGAGUCCAUUACCAAGCCAGGCAGAAUUUCUCAUAAAAGGGGGCUCUGGGUUAUCCCAAGGAGUGGGUUCUCCAUAUGGGGGCUUUAGUUACUUAUCUAGUUUACACAUUAGCCCACCUCAAAUUUCACAAUUCCCCAAAAGGAGUUGAAACGUGACCCAUUGCUGUGGUGUGAAUAUGGUUGGUCCCCACCCCAACUCAUGUUGAAAUGUGAUCCCCAAGGUGGCAGCGUGGUGUCCAGUAGACAAAAUUCGUGGAUGGCAGGAAGACUACAAGGAAAUCAAAACAAUGAAAGAACCAGAGUCUGAUCAUAUUUUUCAGACAGGAAUAAUGGCAACAUCUCAUUAAAAUUGAUGCAAAAAUAGACACAAAACACACCUACUUUGAUUUAGAAGAAAAAACUAAAAACACAAAAUAGGUUGGAGAAAAAAAGACCAAGCAGGAACAUACAUGGAAAAAAAAAAGCCAGCAGUGUCCGAGUCAACAAGAAUGAUCAAUAUAAAGCAAGGGUGAUGUCUGGCUGAUGAAGAAGUCAAUACAGAUUUGGGAUAUAUUAACAGAAGUUGAUGUUCCAGUGCAACAGAGGUGUUCAUCUUGUCUUCCUCCUCCAUGGUCAGCCCAGCCUUAAAGUCGGACCUAGUAUGAGAGAAACUGCCAAACUGGCUCAAUAGUACAUUCCAUGAUAGGGACAAAAUCAGAACGAAAUAAAGAAAUAAAUUCUGAAAUUUGGAACCUUUCCACCUGCAAUAGGUUAACAGUCCUACCCUCAGAGGUCUCUAAGAAUAAACUGAGUGACCAAGGCCAGGCCUGGUGGCUUACACCUGUAAUACCAGCACUUUGGGAGGCUGAGGUAGGAGGAUCACUUGAGUCCAGGAGUUCAAGACCAACCUGGGCAACAUAGUGAGACCACAUUUCUACAAAAAAAAAAAAAAAAUUAGCCAUACAUGGUGGCAAGUGCCUGCAGUCCUAGCUACUUGGGAGGCUGAGGCAGGAGGAUCACUGGAACCCAGAAGAUCAAGGCUGCAGUGAACGAUGAUCACAGCAUUUCACUCCAGCCUGGGCAACAGAAUGAGACCUUGUCUUAAAUAAAUAAAUAAGUGACUAUAUUGAACAAAAUAUAUUACAGGAGAAAUUCCUAGAGAAAUUGGAUAUGAGAGAUGCUGUGCACUUCCAGGGUGCUAUGAUUCUCCACUCUUUCUGUGAACCUUAAUGCUAUGGACAAGUAACAGAGUGUCCUACUAAUGCCUUUCAUUGUGUUAAGGCAGGUUUAAUUGCUUGUCAAAGCAGUUGGUUUACCGGAUGUCAAGCCUCCCUGGGGAGGCAAGGCUUGUGCCAAGUUCUUUGCCAUCCAGAUGGUCAGGGCAUGGAGUAUUCCCUGGAGGGACCUAUGCUACCCAUCCCAGAAAGCUGCUGGACCUUGGCAUGUGAGAAAACCUGGGCCCCUCCAGAUUUAUAUGGUGAGGGAGUGGGAGCUGCCCCACCUGCUGCUUUGGCUGCCCGAAGUCCCAUCCCACACAGGUUCGAUAGCUCCCUAGGAAUAGACUGUGGCGUGGGCCCCAAAAGUUGUCUGGUAGAGACACUCAUAUUGGGCACAGUCUAUGCCAGCCCACCCAGGCCUCACAACACUUCUCUGGCUCUGGUGUUUGCCGUAUCCUGUCUGCUAGAUUGUGAGGUUCCCUAGGAUAAAUAUAGAUUAAAAGCCGACUUCCUCUGGGAAGCUUUCCAAAAUUAGGCCCUCCCCCACAACCCCAGACGUGAGCUUCUAGCUCCAAAAUCCACAGUAUGGAUUUUGACUUCUCUUCUAGUGGAAACCACUUUCUAAGUUGAAUUAUAACUGUUUACACAUGAAUCUUAUCUCUUGCUCUCUUACUUGUUCAUUCCAUUCUCAUUUUAAUUUUUUGUCCCCAGCACCUUUGUGUUGUCAAUUUUUAAAUCCAUUUGUUCAAUAAUUUACUCAUUCAUUCAAAAAAUAUUAAUUGAGCACAUAUUCAGUCUCUAUUCUCAUUGAACUGUCUCACAGUCCAAUGGGUGAGGUAGAUUGUAAUCAAGUUGUGCUGUAUAAUAGGGAGGGAGGGAGAUGACAUGCUGAGAGUACAGAAUAUUGAGCUAUGACCCAAGCAGGUUAGGGAAGACUCCCCUGGGCAGAGGAGAAGAGUGAGUAGGAAACAACUGGGCAAGAAGUGGGGAGGAGUGUGUUCCAGGAAAAAAGGAAUAGCACGUGCAAAGAUCCUGCAGUAGGAGAAGCCAUGGUAUCUGCUGGAACACGAAAGAGCAGUAGUGUGGCCAGGGCAGGGAGGAGCAAGGGGAAAGAUAGGGCUGGAGAGGAAGGAAAGGAUGAGUGAUCAAUUGGAUGACUAAUUAAAUUCAUGAUUCGAUGAAUCAAUGAGUGAAUGAGAAUAUUCCCUGCCUCUUCACUGGGAAUUAUGUAGGAGCGUUGGUUUGAAAGCCAAGAGAGUGGAGCUCCCGUCACCUUUCUACCACUAGCUCCUCUAUGGUAUGGGAUUAAUCGGCCGCCUUUCUGAGCCUCAGCAUGUUCCUCUGUCAUGAUGAUAGAGGAGGGUAUGGUCAUUGCUGUGAUGUUUUCUGUUACUGUUUACUGUGGAUGCUGCUUGUAAGGUUUACUACAGG